This is a messenger RNA of Aspergillus welwitschiae, 790 nucleotides long. RefSeq lists its product as uncharacterized. The coding region runs from base 139 to 300 and encodes 53 amino acids. The record is from RefSeq and is a predicted model, not a curated record. Lineage: Eukaryota; Fungi; Ascomycota; Eurotiomycetes; Eurotiales; Aspergillaceae. The transcript has a single exon.
AUCUCAUUCUGCAACCGAUGUUCCUCAGUUCCAAGCCCUUUUUCCCUUCAACAGCAACUUCAUUCCGAUUAGCCUGGACUUCGAUUUCCCUCCUCUACCCGGAAACAAGGACCGUAUAGCCGAAGGCUUGAUUGGGACAUGGAAGUGGCGGCGGGUUCACUUGGAAAAAGCUGGGAAAGCUGGAAUACUGUAACCGGAAAACUGGGUGAUGGUGUAUUAUUCCCUUGUCUGGAGAAGAUGGUAUUCUGGAUAUGGUCCAAGGAAGCGGUAAUUCGGAUCGAGGGCCGUUCUGUUCCUUGAAAAGGAUGGUAUGGGUUGCCUAAUGAACCUAGCUGAAAACGGCGCCCGCCCGCAUAUUGUACGUAAAUUUAUAUUUAGCCGAAAACGAUCACCGCCCGGAUAUAUGAAGGCUAGAUAGAUACAGAAUUUCCAAAAAUUGGCUUUGCCACCUUCCCUUUCCUUCUUUCCCAACACUAGCCAGAGCUAUCCACUCAAGAUUUAAGGAGGUACAGAUCCUUGCAACUGCGGGGCAUUCGUGUUCUGGCACAAAGGUUUGGGAAUGACUCAGAGAGACUGGGUGGUAACUAUAACAUGACCAACACUAGCUACUCCAGCGUGUCCGGCACAACCGGCUUUUGGUAACUCCAGGAGACACAUACAAAAUCAAUAAGCGCGCUAAAUUUUAAGACAUAAUGCCCACUCUAAGGGAUAAGUCGUCCAAAUCAGCAUAGCAGGGUUGAUAAUUUGCUCCGUUCCCUCCACUUUCAAAUGAUGUGUGUCGAGCAUUGCC